AUGCAGGAGCAAAUCUACACCGGCGACGCCUUCAGCGAAUCGGAAAGCGAGGAGGACGACGAAGAAGAUGACAAAGAACAUCAAGGGCCCGACCCAGCCCUGAUGAAAAGAUCCAAGAGCAAAGUCCUGCUCGAGUUCCGGUUCCGGGUGGAGGAAGCCAUCGUCGUCGACCACCUGUUUGUGAAAAGUCCCGAAAGAAAUCUCCUCAGAGAAAACCCCAGCCUCUGGGGUGUCCCGCUCUUCCCCAGCGCCGGCCACCCCGCCACCGACAUAAUCCUCAUGAAGUUCCUCAAAGCCAAUCGAUACAAGGUGCACGAAGCCUUCACGUCCCUCCGCAAGGCCUUGAAAUGGCGGGCCGAGUUCCGGCCCGACGAGAAGUCCCGAGAGGAUCCCAUGUCGAGGCCGGAGUUGAGCGGCCUGUGGUUUACCAGCGGCAGGGACAAGGAGGGCCGGCCUCUGUGCUACAGCCUUUGGGGCAAAGAGUCUCAAAAUGUGAUCUUGGCCUGGACUGGCGGCGGGGAUCUGAAAUACAGCCAGCAGUGUCUGACGUGGAGGGUGCUGUGCGUGGAGAGGGGGAUAAGGAGCCUCGACUUCGGGCCUGGGGAGGCAAACUCGAUCGUGCAGAUCAUUGAUCUGGAGAACUCGAUGGGGACCGCGAAGAAGGAGGUCAAGAUGAUCGACAAGAAGAUGAUUGGUCUGCUCCACAAUUGUUAUCCGGGCAUCGUAUACAAGAACUUAAUCAUCAAUGUGCCAUCAUGGUUUAUGACUCUCAACGCUAUAAACCUACGGCUCAUCACACAAAAGAGCAGGAACAAGUUCAUUUUUGUGAAGCCAUCGAAAGUCACCGAGACCCUUCUCAAGUAUGCCACCCCAGAGAACAUAUUAGUCCGAUAUGGAGGCCUGAGAAGAGAGAAUGAUGCUGAAUUCUCAAGUGAUGACAAAGUUCUUGAAGUGAAUAUAAGAGGAAGUUGGACUGAAUACAUUCAGAUUCCUGUUAAUGAGGCUGGUAUUACUGUAACUUGGGAUGUAACCGUGGUUGGAUAUGAUGUGUUGUACAAAGAAGAAUUCAUACCGGAUGAUGAUUGCUCGUACAGAAUCUUGUUACAGGAGAAGAAAAUGGGAGAGAGCAUAAGAAAUUCAUUUCAUGUGAGGGAACCUGGGAAAAUCCUCAUGACGAUAAUCAACAGCACGUACACGAAGAAGAAGGCUUUCUAUAGGUAUAAGACCAGACCAACUGUCCCGUUGUAUGCGUUUGGUGAUCCCAAACCCAGUUUUUGA
Molecule: messenger RNA, 1278 nt
Organism: Striga hermonthica
Lineage: Eukaryota; Viridiplantae; Streptophyta; Magnoliopsida; Lamiales; Orobanchaceae
Source: the annotation of a GenBank genome assembly